Exophiala aquamarina CBS 119918 is the source of this 1794-nucleotide messenger RNA. RefSeq lists its product as uncharacterized. The record is from RefSeq and is a predicted model, not a curated record. The transcript is spliced from 3 exons. Lineage: Eukaryota; Fungi; Ascomycota; Eurotiomycetes; Chaetothyriales; Herpotrichiellaceae. Bases 1 to 1794 code for a protein of 597 amino acids. Gene Ontology annotation, cellular component: nucleus. Gene Ontology annotation, biological process: DNA-templated transcription; positive regulation of transcription from RNA polymerase II promoter by galactose. Gene Ontology annotation, molecular function: RNA polymerase II cis-regulatory region sequence-specific DNA binding; zinc ion binding; DNA-binding transcription factor activity, RNA polymerase II-specific.
AUGGUCCUGUUUCACGAACCAUCUUUUCGGACAGAGUUGCAGCAAAUCCUCUCGACGGGUUAUGUUCGUAAGGAUCGAUCGGCGUUUGUUUAUCUUGCUGUCCUCGUCAUUGGAGUGGGCGCCAGGUAUGCUGCUGGUUCACCGGAUGCCGAAUCAAGUUAUCAGGGUCACGACCUCGAUAGUCUUGGAAGAAAGUUGAUUCGAUGCAUUGAGCUCAAACUCUUGGAAAUCUUUGAUGAAUCUGGUAUCGAGGCUGUACAGAUUGCCAUAGUCAUGUCGUCAUAUCACCUCUACCAUGGGCUGCCAAAACGCAGCUUUGCCACGUUGGGGAGCGCACUGAAGGUGGCACUGUCCAUAGGCCUUCAUAAGGAAUCGAGUUGGAGGAUGUCCGAUCACGUUGUAAAAGAGGUCUGGCGAAGAUUGUGGUGGGCUUUAUAUACGGCCGAGGUGUUUGGCGCCAUCAGUUAUGGAACACCCUGUCUCAUGCAGGAUAAUGAAUGGGAUGUGGCCAUGCCUGCAAAUAUCGAAGACGUGGCUCUCACUUGCCCGGGAUUUGACUCCCAAGAGACGUACGAAGGUGUUACUGUAGGGCCUGUCACUAUUUUCUCCUAUCAGCGCUUCAAAUUUCGGCUCUAUCGCAUCGCAUCUGCGAUCACGCGGAAUAUCUAUCUUAGGAGUGGAGUAACACUGAAAGACAUUGUUCGAGAAAUCAAAUGCAUCAAUCAACGGCUCACCCGCUGGGAAAAGUGUAUUCCUCCCGAGCUACGGCCUGAAUCCCUCAAAUCACUACCUACCAAUGAGCGAUGCCGAGAGACAACGAAGGUGUUUCAACUCCAGGCCCUGGUUCUGCAGCUGUCCUACGACAACAUUCAGUUGGUCUUACACCGACCUUUGUUAACGAUGAACCAGGUGCCUAGAUGGCCACUGAUAGUUGGCAUUCCCUCUCGGAAUACCGCUGAUGAAGGCCUGAAUGAAUGUGCCGACGAAGUGAAUGACAUGAUAAAGUCAAGUAAGUGUCAGUGCUGGAUAUCAUCACUGAGAACAUCGACGAUAGGGGACUAUCCGGACCAUUUAGUGGCUUCAAGAAGUACACACGGUGCCGCAUAUACUGGGAUCCAAUCCUUUACCGCUGGCGUUGUCCUUGGAAUAUUUGCUCUAUCUGAUCCGCUAUCUGAUCAAGCACAUCAGGCGAAGCGCGCCUUGAGCAAAAUCAUUAAACUUCCCAAAUUGCACCAAUAUCGAACGACUGUGUCAGAUCAAUGCGGUCAGAUUCUAGAAGAGCUUCUUCGUCUGAUCCUGGCCGAGGAAAUGAAAGCACUUCUUGUAGACACUGGUGGGCCAUUCAACAGUGGUCGAACCUCGGCAAAUAAUAAUAUUGCUGGCUCAGCAAACGUAUCUGGUACUGACACAACCUACGACAGGAACCAGUGCUCGGGCGCCCUCAGCGACUUGAAUCAAAAUCGCUCUCAGUCGUUAUCACAGGGCUCGGAGCUUGACAUGGAUACCGAUUUCUUUCCGCUUCAGUCUCUUCUUCCAUCAGACAUUCAUGACGGGAAUUUCAGUGAUGCUCUUUUAUCCUUGCAGGAUGUGUUCCGAGAUGGCAAAGGUAAUGCAACCCCUGCAUACGUUUCAAGGAGUCAGCUAUCUACCAGGACAACACCCACGGUCACAAACAUGCAAUUACCACUCUCGCAAGUACCGGGAAACGCACCUCCUCGAACUACCAAGCCCUUUGACAUCACUACGCAAGCCUGGAUUUGGGAUGACUUGCUCUGGCUCCCGGAUGCUUCCUAA